This is a messenger RNA of Poecilia latipinna (sailfin molly), 893 nucleotides long. Its product is annotated as E3 ubiquitin-protein ligase RNF185-like. The transcript has 3 exons. Gene Ontology annotation, cellular component: endoplasmic reticulum. The record is from RefSeq and is a predicted model, not a curated record. Bases 405 to 749 code for a protein of 114 amino acids. Lineage: Eukaryota; Metazoa; Chordata; Actinopteri; Cyprinodontiformes; Poeciliidae. Gene Ontology annotation, molecular function: ubiquitin protein ligase activity; metal ion binding. Gene Ontology annotation, biological process: ubiquitin-dependent protein catabolic process.
CAAAGGAAGCUACCAGAUUAACUUGCGGAUGUGAUGCAAUCAGCUGUGAGUUUUGUCCCCUAGUAGUUACAGCGCCUUACGAUUUUCAGCUACUACCUGGUAUUUUACAAACAGCUUAACUGAAUUGGAAUUUAGCUUCGUUAAUGUUUACAUUUUACUUUCAGUUUUUCUAUUAAACAGUCCGUACAGCUGUCCUUCUCGCUUGCUAACGUUAGCGUAGCUUCCGUUUCCAGAUGGACGCCAGCUGAGCUGAGCUAGCAGCUGGUGAUUUUCUUUUUGUUUUUGUUUUUUAUCCCUCCUCCCCGUUCACUUUUCUGCUGCUUGUCAGCGACCACCAAUUCAGUCGGACUCCCCUAUGUGUCUACUUCGGGGGCUGGCAGAGAAAGUUCAGUUGCAGUAGAUAAAUGGCCGCCGCUGCCCCCUCUGCUCCUCCUCCGGCAGCAGCCUCUGGUUCUGCUGCGGCCGCUGCUGAAACCUCCAGUCCGGGAGGAUCCAGCAGCUCGACCGCUGCCGACGGCGGCAGCCAGGACAGCACUUUUGAAUGUAACAUCUGUCUGGACACCGCCAAGGAUGCCGUGAUCAGCUUAUGCGGACAUCUUUUCUGCUGGCCUUGUUUGCAUCAGUGGCUGGAAACUCGACCUAACAGACAAGUGUGUCCAGUUUGCAAAGCUGGCAUCAGCAGAGAAAAAGUGAUUCCUUUAUAUGGAAGAGGAAGCACUGGACAACAAGAUCCCAGGUGGGUGCUGUAACCUGUUGACACAGAUGUAGCGAAGACUAAAACUUGAUAUAUUUUUUUUUGUUAUAAUACACAUUAUGACACUCGGAGGUUAAAAAUGUCACAUUAAGUUUCUGUAAGGCUCUGUCACAUCAGAUUAAGACUGCAGGACACAGAG